Messenger RNA from Aspergillus affinis, 699 nucleotides. RefSeq lists its product as uncharacterized. The coding region runs from base 1 to 699 and encodes 232 amino acids. The transcript has 4 exons. NCBI's taxonomy places the organism in Eukaryota, Fungi, Ascomycota, Eurotiomycetes, Eurotiales, Aspergillaceae. The record is from RefSeq and is a predicted model, not a curated record.
AUGAACUUGAAGCGACCAGAAACAUCACAGACGGACAACGACGUCACACAGCAGGGAACUGGCGAUAGCCGUUUGGUUCUAGAUACCGUCCCUUUCUCUCCAACUAAGCCUCUCUCCACCCUAGGUGGGGGAUCUGGCCCGCCCCUUGGAAGUCAUGUAUCCACCCCUCCCACUCCUGUUUCGAGAGAGCAAGGUCAUCACUCGGCAGCUCCACCCCUUACUUACAGUGAUAUUGACAACCACGACCCUAUUCCUGACGCUUCCGCAAAUAUUAUCUCUAAUGGUGACUAUUCCUCCUCGGGCAAGGUUGACCAAGGUGAUAUUGGAAGAUCAAAUGGUCUUAAUAAUCGCCUAGGUCGCGGCUUGCGGCGGUCAGAGAAGAAUAUUUUAGGAUCCGAUUGUCAUAUGAUUCCAGCAAGCCCCAAUCAAGUGGCACAGCUUCCGACUGGUCGUGAACAUCUGCCCUCCCUCGUCGUGGUGGUCCCUCCACCACCUCGACGGAAGUCGUUCGCGGUGGCCCAUGCAUUCUCUGAACAUCUCCCAACUUCUCCACCUGGCCCAACGCCGAUGUCGACCCCUCUGCCGUCCGCAGGCCCCUGUAACACUCGAGACAUUUUCGGGCGAGCUAUACUCACUAUUGAUCUCACUGUUGUAGUGCCCUUGCAAGUAGCAGCGGAACUGGUUUCAUGCACAGUGUAG